Cydia strobilella is the source of this 2979-nucleotide messenger RNA. RefSeq lists its product as uncharacterized. The record is from RefSeq and is a predicted model, not a curated record. The transcript has 10 exons. Lineage: Eukaryota; Metazoa; Arthropoda; Insecta; Lepidoptera; Tortricidae. The coding region runs from base 129 to 2888 and encodes 919 amino acids.
UUGUCAAUGUAUAUGUGUCAUUUUACGCGCAAGAGAGGCGGGUUGUGGGUUGAGAGCAUUAUUUACUUUUAGUUAAUUUUACGUAUUAGAUUUAUAAUUAAACUAGCACAAUUUAGUAUUAAAUAAACAUGAACGGGACACCGGACAACAUCAUAGUGAAUUCUUGUGAACUAACACCUAUAUAUUUGAUACAGGAUUCGGGCGUCGCUCAGGCUACGUCUUAUGUUUUGACGCCGGCUAACCAAGUUGAACAAAAACCAGUGAGUAACCUCAAAAGAUUUUACGAGAGUAGCGGGAAUUUGGAAAAGAGUGUUCUAUUGAAUAGUCCAGAGCCCCCUGCGGCGAAGCCUAGAAUUUUGAAGAAAACUGAAGCGGGUCAGAUUGGAAAUAACCUAAAAUUAGCCAGUUUUCUUGUGCCCAAGACAAGUGCUCAUAAUGUUCAGACAAAGCCAGUACACGCAGUAAACACUGUGAGCACAGUGAACACAUUAAACACGGUUAAUACCAUGAACAAUAUUGUGUUUAAGCCCGCAACAGCUACUGUAGCCGCAGCAAGCCAAAAUGUUCCCCUCACCAUGACACAUGCAGUACCCAAACUCGACAUGGACAGGAAGAUAGUGAAGUUGAAGCCCUCUGACACAGCUUUAAGGCAUUUUCGUGGUAGAUCUGUACCAAAGAUAAAACCCAAAGAAGGGACACCAGAACCACCAAAAUAUACAUCGGUGCAGUUACUAAAGCUAGGAGAGACAUACCAUAGUCUCAAUGUCCUAAGCGAUGACCAGGUGAAAAUGGUGAACCAAGCUUUGAACAUCAUCAAGGAUCCAGAAAAGAUUCCUCCAGAGCCUGCAUAUGAUCCUGUCACAAAUACACGUUUCAUAUACAAGGUGGUGUCGCCGAAGGACCUGAAGGUGGUGGGGCGCAACAAGGUGGCGCUGAAGGAGCCGCGCCGUGUCGCCGCCGCGCCCGACGCGCGCCCGGUGGGGACGGUGAUAACCCGCAGCGGGCGGAAGGUGCGGCUGCCUCGGCAGGUUGCGGAGGAGGAGCCGCACAAGCCCCGCCGGAGGCCAACGACCGUGGUCACCUGCGCCCAGUGUUCCACUGACUUUGGCAGCCUCUACCAACUGCAGAAGCACUACGAGAGCCAGCCCACGCACGCGCCGUCCAAGACGCACUGGAGCCUGUUCCACUGCCUGCUGGCCAUCGUGGCCGGCUCGCCCGCCGAGGCCCGGGCGAAGCUGUUCAUACAACAGGUACCGAACACUACCAGAGCCAGCACACACACACAUGCCGUCCAAGACGCACUGGAGCCUGUUCCACUGCCUGCUGGCCAUCGUGGCCGGCUCGCCCGCCGAGGCCCGGGCGAAGCUGUUCAUACAACAGGUACCGAACACUACCAGAGCCAGCACACACACAUGCCGUCCAAGACGCACUGGAGCCUGUUCCACUGCCUGCUGGCCAUCGUGGCCGGCUCGCCCGCCGAGGCCCGGGCGAAGCUGUUCAUACAACAGGUACCGAACACUACCAAAGCCAGCACACACACAUGCCGUACCGAACACUACCAGAGCCAGCACACACACAUGCCGUCCAAGACGCACUGGAGCCUGUUCCACUGCCUGCUGGCCAUCGUGGCCGGCUCGCCCGCCGAGGCCCGGGCGAAGCUGUUCAUACAACAGUUGGAGCUACUGGUGCGGAAGCUGAAGGCGCUGCUGCCGUGCCUGGUGUCAGGCGCCGCCCCCGGCGGGCCGGCGCAGCCCGCCGACAUCGGCGACGACGUCGGCAGAUUGUUCGGUCUGAGUUCCGGCAAGUACCACCUGGACAUGGAGGCGUUAAGCUGCGUCAAGGACAAGGAGGGCCACUGCAAGCACCAGCCGGCCCCGGCCUCGGCCUCGGCGCCGGCCUCGGCUUCGGCCCCAGCCGGCGCCGGCCCCGGCCUCGCCGACGGCGACAAGCCCUCGCAGCGCUGGCGCCACCAGCACCGCGACGAUUGCGCGCGCGUGCACACGGCGCACGCCUGGCCCGCCGUCGGCAGCAAGCUUCAGGACAUUAAGCAGAAGACUCACAAAAACCACGUUAAGAAAAUGAGGCUCGUCCCCGAUAGCGAAAUAACCGAGCUCAACCGGGAGGACCUGAUCGCCCUCGGUGCGAACGGCCGUGAGGUCCCGGUCCCGCAAAAGAUGAUCUCUCUUUUAAAAAACGAAAUCGAGCCCGAAACGAAGCUCGAUAAACCUCGAACGUUAGAUGAAAUCCAGAAACCCAAAGGUCACGUGCAGUUUCAUAGUGCGCAUUUCGAUAUUCGCUCAUCCCCUAUAAAACCCUCCUCCUCCACAGUUUUCAGGACGUUCCAGAUAAAUCCGGAUAAAAUGGAGAAAUUUAACGUGCAAAUCAUAAGGCCUUUGGAGUUAGACCAGAAACCUAAUGAAGUUAUAAAGGAGACGCCGACGACCUCCGAUUGUACAAAGUUAGACAGUAUAUUUAGAGAUGAAAUAGAAAUGUCGUGUAAAGAUGUAAUUAAUAAUGAACUUAACAAUGGACUUAAUUUCAAUAGUAGUAAGGAUUGGGCUAUAUCGUCGGCGAAUGACGACCAGUCACAUGAGAGCUUUAUCAAAUCGAAUGCAGUGAUAGAACCGUCUCUAAUACAUGUGAAAGAUGACGCGGUCGGUAGUCUCGCUGACGCUGACCUGACUUAUAGUGAUAUCAACCAGAAUGCUGAUAUGCCAGUGUUGACAGACGAACAUAAUACUCAGGACAGCCGCCUAAAUUUGAGUCAGAAUCAAUCAGUAUUGAACUUUCUAGAAACCUUAGGUAAUGAACUAACAUAUCCUGAACCUGAAAUCAGAAAUGCUGCAGUUGAUUUUCAGUUAGACUUAUUUUCUUUUAAUAAUACAUAACACUAGGUCUUAAGUAUAGGUAUAUUUAAAUUAAGGACACAUGACUGAUAAAUAAGCAAUGUUUUAUUUACAAUAAAAUAAUUCUAGUAGA